AAGGAAGCAACCAACCAACCAAGUCGCCCCCACCCCCCACCCCCACCCACCCCGGACCUGGUUUACGGCUCCGGGCUCAGGCUCCAGUGCGGCCGCUGAUUGGCUGCUGAAGGCUUGGUCCCAUCCCAGUGACCCCAAAGUGCUGGAGGGAGGGGGCGGGGGUGGCCCAGUGCAAAGUGCAUCCCGAAAGCCCCCUGCCUGGAGCCCCUGCGGCUGGCACUUCGGACCCUGUAUGACCCGGGACCUCGCUGCCCCGAGACCUCUCGUGUGCCCCGGUAGCUGGGAGCCUCCGGCCCGGAGCGCGGCAGCCCCCUGCUCCGAGCCCUCAGACCGGGACUGCCCCCCCCCACCCGAGCCGGGACUUCCUCCCUGCACCCCUGCCCCGAGGCUGCCCGGCGGUCAGGACCGUCGCCCCCAUUCUGCUCGGCUGUCUGGAUGCUCGGCGGGCUGGGGCCGUGAGGCACCAAGAAGGAUCAGGAACACCCGUGUCCGGCCCUGCCUGGGAUGUUUGUUCAAUGGAGAAGUUGGUGAGUGUGGAGAAGGCUGAAAGGAGGAAGAGAAGCAGCAGCUGAGGAGACAGGUUUGAGCUGGCUAGAGGAGACGAGAGAGCAGGAAGGGUCAAGCCACCCACCAGAGAAGCAGCAGAGAGCCUCUGACCAGCAUCCUGUAUAAAGGUUAAGAAAGCUCAAUCACACUGCAAUCUGGACACACUCUGAGCCUUCUCCUCACAAUGCUGUAUGUGCACAAUGGUUAUUAGGCAAUCCACGUAUCAGAAGAAGGGACAUUCUUCCACAAGGCUGUUCCCUGUGACCUAAUGAAUCCUUGGUAAAAAGUGGACUCAGCUAGGAUGUUACACCACCAUUGUCGAAGGAACCCUGAACUCCAGGAAGAAUUGCAGAUUCAGGCUGCAGUGGCUGCCGGGGAUGUUCACACAGUACGAAAGAUGUUAGAACAAGGCUAUUCUCCAAAUGGCCGGGAUGCUAAUGGCUGGACCCUUCUUCAUUUCUCUGCAGCAAGAGGGAAGGAAAGAUGUGUUCGAGUAUUUCUAGAACAUGGAGCUGAUCCUACAGUUAAGGACUUGAUUGGAGGCUUCACUGCUCUUCAUUACGCAGCUAUGCAUGGCCGGGCCCGGAUCGCACGCCUGAUGUUAGAGUCUGAAUACAGGAGCGACAUUAUUAAUGCCAAAAGUAAUGACGGUUGGACUCCCCUCCAUGUGGCUGCUCACUAUGGGAGGGACUCUUUUGUCCGACUUCUACUGGAGUUCAAGGCGGAGGUCGACCCGCUCAGUGAUAAAGGCACAACACCACUUCAGCUCGCUAUCAUCCGAGAGAGGUCAAGCUGCGUGAAGAUCCUCCUGGACCACAAUGCCAACAUUGACAUCCAGAACGGUUUCCUGCUGCGAUACGCUGUGAUCAAAAGCAAUCACUCUUAUUGCCGAAUGUUCCUUCAGAGAGGAGCAGACACAAACUUGGGUCGCUUAGAAGAUGGACAGACUCCUUUACAUUUGUCUGCCCUUAGGGAUGAUGUGCUUUGUGCACGGAUGUUAUAUAAUUAUGGAGCGGACACAAACACAAGGAACUAUGAAGGACAGACCCCAUUGGCUGUUUCAAUAAGUAUUUCUGGAAGUAGUCGACCAUGUUUGGAUUUCUUACAAGAAGUCACAACUUGGUGGACUCUUCUGUAGUCUGCAUAUGGAGACCCAAGGAGGGAUGGGGGGCGCUGCCCUUUCCCAUCAGCCUCAGAGCUGCUGAGUUACAGCACAGAGUGCUUCUGGGGAGCAAGACUGUUGAGUUACAGAGAAAACUCACAGGUACCUUUAAAAUUAGGGGCACAUGGAAAGAGUUAUGGGGUUGCCUCUUCGUAUUUGAGAUCUCCUGCUACACGUAGAGUGGAGCUGUGUACCUGGUAGGCCCUCAGGAAAUGUGGGUCAGCUGGUUGACUGGUGGUUGGUGGCCGAGCAAACUUGGUAUGCUUUUCAGAAGUGAAGGGCCAUCAACCUUUUGAAGGCUACGGUAUCGUUGUGUUCAGGUGCCUCAACAUAGUCCAUUCCUUGUUGACUCUCCAGUGAUGUUUCCUGCCAAAACCAAAGUUAACGUUUCUGCUUGACCUGUGCAUCAUUUAUUAGAUUUUCUUUUCCUAGUGAGUAAUUAUCUGUUAGAAGAACCAACUGUAACUGAUGCUUUUUGGAGCUCUCUACUGAGCUCUCUUGAAAGCCAGAGUGAAGGAAGGUCGGAUAGUUCAGGGAGCACUAAGUCAAAUCUGCAAGCUCCUUCUGGCCUCCACAACACCAUUGAGCACCAGGCACCGAGCUGUUGGCUUCUAAUCUGAGACCCCUGAGGUAUAAGGAUGGCAGAAACGCCACUUGGUGGUCUUUAUUCAAGUCUCUUCUACUGUUCAUUGCACCAUUGUGACUAGAAGCAGUUUAUUUAAGUUAGAAGAGCUCAAGACAGUUAUAAUCCUAUGGAAUCUAAAAGCUACUGUGGCUUUUUAGAAAAAUUGCUAUAAAAACUCUGAUACAAACCGCAUAGAAACAGAACAGGUCGAGUGGCUUAGGUAUAAACUAGUAUCUGCUGGUGCCUUGUUGACUGUGGGUAGAGGCAGAAACCAUGAAGAACUGCUGGUACUGUUCACCUGCAACCAGACUUCCAGAAACUUCUGUUUCCUAGAAUGGCUGGAACUCGACAUGGUCUCCUCCAGAAAACCAGUCAAGUGAAGGAGCGGCUUCUUUGUGCCCUGGAGCAAGAAUGUGGAUCACUUUGCAGGAGGAAAGAUGUUUCCAGCUUAGAGAAGCCAGUUUCUGUUCUUUUAGUUCUUUUACUUGGAAGAAAAAACGAGAAAGUGAACAACGGAACAAUGCAGGUGUGACUGAUCACAGGUAGAAAUGGUAGUGGAGACAGUUUGCAGCAGACACCCAUUUGUUGGUAGGGAGAGGUCCAUUUAGGGCUGAGUCCCUGGAUGAGGAGUUAAACAGCCCCUUGCACCAAAGCCACGGCUCGGGUGAGGCAACUAGGGUGCGGGUGCCUAGGGCACAAAAUUUAAGGAAAAACUCAUUCUCAGGAUCAUGCAAAUGAACACAGGUAAUUAAAGGAGAAUAAUUUGCACAUAGCGUCAAACACCAUUACGGAGCAAAGAGGAUCCUGGAAGCUCUGGUCUAUGGAAAUGGGCUCAAAUUCUCCAGCCUGAGGGAAGAGCAGAACAUUGUAGGAAUGUUUGCCCAAUUCAUAAAAGAAAGUAAACAUUUAUGAAUAAAAAAAGGGCAAGCACAAGAAAAUGUUAAAACAGGUACAGUAUUAAACGUGGAUAAAGACUAUUUCAUCAGUAAAGUCUACCUUGAGGAUAUGGUUAAAUAAUAACCAAACUCAGCCUGAGCUAUUCGAUUGUAAUCCAGUGCCCUUUUACCCCUUAUCAUCUCCCUGUGCCAUAAUGUAAAUUCCCCUCCCUACUCAACAUACCUACUGACCAAGGAGUUACUCGGAAUGUAAAAUCUUUGAAGAGAGAGGAAUUCCACAGGAAAGCUGAACCUCAGGCAUUGACCAGCAAGAACUUUUAAACUUAUGGGGGGACAAAAGGGAUUUUAAUUACCUGCAUGCCUGGAAUUUUGUUCGGAGAGAAGUAGUGAGGAACUUAGUUUCAGGGGAAAGCCUACUUCUUCAUGCUCAGGCACAGAUCACACAUGUGGUCGCCAUGGACUUUCUUCAGCCAGCCACCUCUGCAGGAGAAGGCCUCAGGACUGAACAGAACUGGUACCUGCAGCUCCUUGUGCACAAGGGUGUGGAAAUUGGAAGAAGGUUUUAGAGAACAGAGUCAAGUCAGAGUAGAGAGGGCAGUAAACAAGAUGGCUCCCUGCUGGAGAGCGCCACUUGAACAAGAUGACUCCUUGCUGGAGAGCGCCCCCUGAGAGGAGGCUGCCUCCAUGUCUGAUGGGCUGGACUGUUUGAAGAACAGGUGCCGUGUUGUGCUGCCUGCCGAGGAAAUCCUUCAAUUGUAAGGCUUACCCUUUCUGCACAAGAAGGAAAUGUUCCGAAGGCAAAGUGGAAUCAAAGACUUGUGCAAGCAGCAAGGUCAAGAGCUAUUGGAGAGGUUGCGCUUGUCACCCAUUCCUUACUUUGCCAGUGACAUCCACGUCUAUACUUAACUGUGUGGAAUCUACCUCUGCAGAGCUGCUAUUUCAUUAAGGCAUUAGAGAGGCAAGAUUUUACCACCACCAUCAAAUAUUUUCGUUAGUUUUAAAAGAGCAAUCAUAGUUAAAUUGCCUGUCUGAUAAUUCCAGCAUCUGUGUCAUAGCUGAGUCUCCUCUGAUGCUUGGCUUUGUCUCUUCCGACUGUUGUUUUUUCUGGCCUUUUAGCCUGUCUUGUAAUUUUUUAUUGAAGCCAGGCAUGAUGGAUCAGGUAACAGGAACUGAGGUAAAUAGGCCUUUAAAUGUCAGGUUCUGUGUUAACCUGGUGAGGAGCUGGGCUGUGUGCUGUGUCUGCCAAGGCUGUAGGUGCCGGAGGCUUCAAACUCCCGCGUCCUGGCUUUUGUCUCCCCUCUUGACUUUGGGCUUCUCGGAAGUGUUGGCGUCUCGCGGCUCUUUCACAUGCACCUGUAGUCCACUGUCCUCACACCGGACCCCUGUUGCUGUGGAGGCAGGGUGUGGGCAGGCUAGCAGUCUACAGUCUACAGAUGAAGAUCUCAGUGUAUCCAGGGGCCUGUGUCCCUGGGCUGUGGCCUUCAUAAGCGUUUCUUAGUUUGCCCCCUCACGCCCCCGCAUCUUUCUCCUCCUCAACACGUACACCCCUUGGUGAGACCGAAAGCCUGUUGGGGGCUGAAGUCAGAGAAAUGUUCUUUCUCCAGGUGGGAUAAGACUCUGGUAAUGUGUUUCCUUGUAGAGAACAGGCCUUUGUUAUGGAGAAGGUUCUGGGCAUAGGUCAUAUGGUUAUUCUUGCCCUCCCUUGCUAGAACCACAAAGGGGUUUUUAUCAGCUAUUCACUGUGAGAACCUGGUGGGGCUCCUGAGUAAAACUGAGAGAACAGGUGGGGGCUCUCACUGUCAGGCCAGUCCACACACAGCCUCAGGUAAUUCAUCAAAAUUAUCAUUUAAGUGUUUCUGCCAGUUCAGGGCUCUGACGUCUUCUGCACCAGGCACACACAUCUCCGCAGUGACUCUCUGGAUUUGUUCCUCUCUCCUGAUUCUGUGAUGGACGUUUGCCCUGGGAGGUCUGUUCACGGGUGGGCUGGUCCAAGGGAAGUCAUUGAUUUUGAGCUUGUUCAGCUUUUCCUUCUUACGAGGAUGGGAGUGAUGACUUCCAAGCUCUUGACAUGUUUGGGAGCUGAAACUGGAAGUCUGUUCAUUAGUUUUAUCAUUGUUACUUACAAUGUGGAAACUAUCCUGUCCGUGGUCAUUUGGGCUGAGUGGUGAUCUGCCCACUGGAAUUGAGAGGCACAUCUCUCCCAUUUACCAUUCUGAAGACCUCUCAGCUCUGCCUGUGUCAGAGGUGCUAUUAAAUUAGGUGUAUCUAAUGGUGGAGAGAGGGGCUAAUGGUUCUUGACCCUGUGUCUGACUUGACUAAAAACACUUGGGCAAGCCGCUGGGCCUCCCCACUCCCCCUGGUUCUCAGUGCCCCACCUCUGAACCAUGGGGGGAUCAGACCAUAGUCUCUGGGGUCUCUCCCUUCUUAAAAUUCUUGCCAGUAACCACUCUUAAAGGGGAUGGUUUCCUGCUGCUUGAGAUUUUAUUUUACAAUUUAUGUGCAACAGUGCAGACUCCCCGGGGGUCCUCGAGACCGUUUUAGGUGCCCAUGCAGGCAAAACAGAUUUCCUAGCAAUGCUAUGUGAUUUGCCUCUUUCACUGCACUGACAUUUGACCGGGUGUGAAUGCAACAGUAGGCGAACCUGCUGGCUCCUCAGGCCAUGGCCCCCAAGGGUACCAGCAGUCCUGGUGCUCUUCACCGCCGGGCAAUCUCACUAAAGAAUAUUCCAGUUCCAUUUAGGGAUGUCUUUGACGAAGCAGUAAAAUUAAUCCCAUUAAAUCUGAUCCCUCUGCGUGUGUGCCUUUUUAAUAUUCUGUGGAAUGGAGAUGGAAAGUAUUCUCACUGAGUUGUAGAGUGCUGUGAUUGAACUGAGGAAACGCACUCCUUUGAGUUGUUUGAGCUACACCAGCAGCUUUUGUGUGUGUGGAACACCCAUUUUUACCUGGAAGGGCGACUGACAGCCACACUUAUAGCCAUUUCACCUUGGAUAUUUGGCAGACAUUUCCUUGUCACCCUAAGGGAAACAACUGACAGUAUUUAUGGCAAGCCAUAAAAUCUGAGCUUUCAAGUGAAAAUUAGAAUUUUGAAAAGCUUGUGUUUGCUACUGUGACUUUGGUACGUUCCCAAUACGUAAAGACUUUUUUGAGAUCAGCAGUGAUACUAACAAAAGUGAUUUUUUGAUACCAUAUAAUGAAAUGGGCCACCAUUUGGAAGGUCUCAUAACGUAGUGAACUGUUCAAAGGGCAAGAUGGACCAAUGGAUUUUAAUGUGAAAGAGUACAAAAGGUUCAUUGAUUUUGUUUCAGAUUUCCUAUUGCAACUAACCUUUAAAAAAAUAACACUUGUCGAGUUUUGGUGAAGUAUCAAAGAUGAUGAUUAUCUUAAAAGGCUGUGAAAAUAUUCCUUCCCUUUCCAGUUAUGUGAGGCUGGGUGUUCUUCACUUACUUCAAUCAAGACCGCAUAUCACAACAGAAUGCAGGAGCAGAUCUCUGAAUCCAGCUGUCUUCUAUAAAGCCAGACUUUAAGAGAUAAUUUGCAAAAACAUGUAAAACAGUGCCAUUCUUCUCGUGAAACCUUUUUUGUCUUAGAAAGCAGCUUCUUUUUCCCCACAAAAAUUUACUUCAAGUGAUGAUGAAUUUAUAUUACUGUUAUUUUUAUUUUAUUUAUUUUGUUGUAUUUUUUUAAGAUUUUAUUUUUUAAGGAAUCUCUACAUGCAACGUGGGGCUUGAAGUCAAAACCCUGAGAUCAAGAGUCACAAGUUCCACUGACUGAGCCAGCCAGGCGCCCCCCACCCCAUAUUACUGUUAUUUUUAAAUGAAUCAAUGAAUACGUUUUAAAUUUCUCAAUCUUCAUUUCUAAGUGUGGCAAUACUGAUAGAUGUAACCCACACAACAAAAAUUCUUUGAGGUGCUCCAAUUUUAAGAGUGCAUAAAGGCCAUAAAACUUAAAAACUUUGAGACCUAAUAUGUAUAACCUCUCUAUUCAAAUUUUUAAGGACACCUUGUUAGCCUAGUGUUUUCAAAUUUGGUGAAUCUCUGAUAUAUUUCUCUUUGCAGUUACAGUUUCUCUUUCUCUAUGAUCACAUAAAACAACGCCUGGAUAAAAUGAAAUGCUUUAAAUUACUACUUGCCCUAUGCCAGCAUAUUUACAAUUUAGGAUCUCUGGAGAUCAGUGUUUGCUGAAGUGUGUCUGUAAAACUGUGGUUCUAUCAGAUGCAUGAGGGCAAACAGAUUCAUUAUUCAGAUUAAUUUGGAGGAUUAGUAAGUACCCUGGACUCUAGAUCCCACUUCUAGAGAGCAGCAUAUCCAAGGCGCAAGAAGUCCAGUAAAUUAACCAUUUUAUUUUGUUCACUAAACAGCUGAACAAAUUACACAGCAUCUUUUAUUCCUGUGGCAAGCUCUGGUAUAGAUUUUUUCUUACAGCAAAGAAUAUGCUAUCUGGGUUUGUGUUUACUGUCCUAAGGAGUCCAAGUUGAUGCAGCGAUCUGUGUUUCCAGUAGAUGCUGUUCAUAGACCUGAAGCAACCACUCAGUAUGCUUCAGUGGUGCGUAAAAGAUAGGACUGGGUUGUAUUUCAAAUUGUAUAAUUUAAGAAAUUAAAUGGCUUAUAUUUCUGAAAAAAAGAUUAGUUAGAAGGGAAAUGAAUUGGGUAAACUGUUUUGGUGGAGACUUAAAUCUGUCAAGUACGUAAGCUUGUUACUUUCUAGAACAGCAUCACAGGUGUUUAAAAACACUGUUUUAGGGACGCCUGGAUGGCUCAGUCAGUUGAGUGUCCGACUUCAGCUCAGGUCAUGAUUUCAUGGUUCGUGGGUUAAAGCCCGGUGUCAGGCUCUGGCCUGACAGCUCAGAGCCAGUUUGGGAUUCUGUGUCUCCCUCUUUCUCUGCUUCUGCUCCA
Leopardus geoffroyi (Geoffroy's cat) is the source of this 8120-nucleotide messenger RNA. RefSeq names its product ankyrin repeat and SOCS box containing 7 (gene ASB7). The coding region runs from base 848 to 1684 and encodes 278 amino acids. The record is from RefSeq and is a predicted model, not a curated record. The transcript has 6 exons. Lineage: Eukaryota; Metazoa; Chordata; Mammalia; Carnivora; Felidae. Gene Ontology annotation, molecular function: protein binding. Gene Ontology annotation, biological process: intracellular signal transduction.